UCUCUCCGCGGAAGAGAGAAAUGGCGAAGGCUCGGAAGCCGAAGAGCGAUGAAGCUCCGGCGGCGAAGCCGGCGGAGAAUACCGGAGCAAAAGUCCGCCACCAGAAACUCUGUCUCUCUAUCGAUUUCGAUAAACGCCAAAUCUACGGUUACACAGAAUUAGAAGUCACUGUGCCAGAUAUUGGUAUCGUGGGACUACACGCCGAGAAUUUGGGAAUUGAGAGUGUUUUGGUGGAUGGGGAACCCACUGUGUUUGAGUACUACCCACAUCAUCAGAAUCCUGAAAAUGAGAGUAGAUGGAGCUCGGUUUCAGACCCUGCUUCUGCUGCUGAUGCUGCAACUGUUGAGUACGUUGGAGUUCUUAGGAGAGAGGAUACGGAAAAUUUACUGAUCAACUGUUGCAAGCCUUCCAAGGCUUUGACCGAACAGCUAGAAUGUCCGCAAUCAUCUGGCGAAGCAAAACAGAAUGUCAAGUUGAUUCGUAUCAAUUACUGGGUAGAGAAAACAGAGUCAGGAGUUCAAUUUAACGAGAAUAUUGUUCAUACUGAUAACCAAUUAAGACGCGCCCGCUGCUGGUUUCCUUGCAUAGACGAUGAGUACCAUCGCUGCAGUUUUGAUUUGGAGUUCACAGUUCCACACAAUUUUGUGGCUGUGAGUGUUGGAAAAUUACUUUACCAGGUAAUGUGCAAGGAUGAUCCUACUCGGAAGACUUAUGUAUACAAAUUAAAUUUUCCUAUUUCUCCACGGUGGAUGUCUUUAGUUGCUGGACCAUUUGAAGUCCUUCCAGAUCAUGGAAAUCAUUUCAUAUCUAAUGUGUGUCUUCCAUCUGAUCUUUCGAGGCUUCGUAAUACUGUGGAAUUUUUCCAUGAAGCUUAUAGCUACUACGAGGACUAUCUUAGUGCAGAAUUUCCAUUUGGAUUCUAUAAGCAGGUCUUUUUACCUCCUGAAAUGGUAGUUUCUUCUUCAAAUUGGGGAGCGUCCUUGAGUGUCUUCAGUUCUCAAUUGAUAUAUGAUGAGAGGGUUAUUGAUCAGAUUAUAGAAACACGCAUUAAGCUUGCUUCUGCCCUAGCGAGACAGUGGUUUGGAGUUUAUAUUACUCCUGAGUCACCAAAUGAUGAGUGGCUGUUGGAUGGUCUUGCUGGUUUCUUGACGGAUAUGUUUACCAAGAAAUUUUUGGGAAAUAACGAGGCCCGGUAUCGGAGAUUCAAGGCAAAUUGUAUUGUUUGUAAAGCUGAUGAUAGUGGUGCAAUGUGCUUGAGUUCAUCUGCUUCUUGCAAGGACCUAUUUGGAACACAUUCUAUUGGUAUGCAUGGGAAAAUACGGUCAUGGAAAUCUGUGGCUGUGCUUCAAAUGUUGGAAAAGCAAAUGGGUCCUGAAUCUUUCCGUAAAAUUUUGCAGAAAAUAGUUUCUCGAGCCAAAGAUCCAACUAAUGCUAUAAGAUCCCUUAGCACAAAGGAGUUCCGGCAUUCUGCUAAUAAAAUUGGGAAUCUCGAGCGCCCAUUUCUCAAAGAAUUUUUCCAGCGAUGGGUGGCUUCUUGUGGAUGUCCUGUGCUUAGGAUCGGAUUUUCCUACAACAAAAGGAAAAAUAUUGUAGAGAUGGCAGCAUUGCGUGAAUGCACAGCUUCACUGGAUGCAAGAUUGUCAGUUAUUAAUGCUAAUCCUGAUUUAGAAAAUCGAGACAUGGAUGUUGGCUGGCCAGGGAUAAUGAGUAUUAGGUUUUAUGAACUCGAUGUAAUGUCAGAUCAUCCCAAGUUGCCUAUGGCUGGAGAUAAAUGGCAGCUACUGGAACUACCUUGCCACUCGAAACUUGCUGCUAAGCGCUAUCAAAAGCCAAAGAAGGGUUUAAAACCGGAUAUUCUGGAUGAUAACGUUGAUGCUUUAGACAAUAGAACAAGCAUCGAGUCUCCCUUGUCUUGGAUUAGAGCUGACCCUGAAAUUGAAUAUAUUGCCGAGGUUCACCUUCAUCAACCCCUACAAAUGUGGAUCAAUCAAUUAGAGAAGGAUGGAGAUGUUGUUGCUCAGGCACAAGCCAUUGCUGCGCUUGAAGCUUUACAACAUCACCAGUCGUUUUCCAUUAUGAAUGCUCUAAAUAAUAUUCUCAUUGAGUCCAAGGUCUUCUGGAGAAUUCGUGUUGAAGCAGCUUUUGCAUUGGCUAAAACAGCGUCGGAGGAGACUGACUUGGCAGGUUUGCAGCAUCUAAUCAAAUUUUAUAAAAGCAGAAGAUUUGAUGCAGAGAUUGGACUCCCCAAGCCAAAUGAUUUCCGUGAUUUUCCCGAAUAUUUUGUCCUUAAGGCCAUUCCACAUGCCAUUGCAAUAGUCAGGGGUGGUGAUGGGAAAAGCCCACGAGAAGCUGUCGAAUUCAUCUUGCAGCUUGUGAAGUAUAAUGACAACAGUGGAAAUCCUUAUUCUGAUGCAUUCUGGCUUGCUGAACUUGUUCAGUCGGUUGGCAAUCUCGAAUUUGGCCAACAGACACUGACAUUUUUGGCUCCUCUUCUGAAGCGCAUCGAUAGAAUUUUGCAGUUUGACCGGCUGAUGCCUAGUUACAAUGGAAUCUUAACAAUUAGCUGCAUCCGGACAUUGGCACAGAUUGCACUGAAUCUGUCUGACUUCAUCAAUCUUGAAGAUGUCUGUAAACUUAUUGAACCAUUCCAGAAUUUCGGUAUUCUAUUGCAAGUUCGUAUGGAAGCAAGCAGGGCACUUUUAAACAUUGAGUACCACUCCAGAGGCAUAAGUUCUGCACUAACUUUGUUUAAAAAAUAUGUGGUGGAAGAGCCAUCUUUGAGAGGGCAGGUGAAGUUGUGCAUACACGCUAUGCGGUUAUGUCAAAUAGCAGUUGGACCUGAUUCAGAUGAAAAUGUUGACUCUGUUAGUCUGCUGGGUUUGCUGCAGUUGCUUGAAAGUCGGGUAGCAUUCAACAAUGAAUUUUUUCGUCACCACUUGUUCUGCAUCUUCCAAAUCCUCGCUGGAAGACCCCCGACAUUGUUUGGAGUGCCCAAGGAAAAAUCUUUACAGCUUGUUGUUAUGGAAACCUGCAUCGAGCCAAAAAGUAUCUUUGCUGUUCCUGCUCCUGAGAUUGGUGACACAGCACCUUUGGCAAUUGCAGAUACCGAAGGGAAAUCGUUGGAUCUUGCUGCUUUUGGUUUUGCGAUGAGACCACCAGAUCUAACGGUGGCUGUUGUUCCUGAAAUUAAGCUGCCAGAAUCAGUUGUAGUUUCAUGUUCUGACAUUCAGCAACUGGGACCUCCUAUGGAAAAUCGCGACCAGCCUUUGCGUGACAGGCCCAUUACUCUUGAAGUACCAUCCACAGUGGAAGCACCGACAGAAGAAAUUGCCCAAAGGGAACCAGUUGCCUCAAAGGAACCCGAUCUGGCCUCUGUAUCUGUUAGUCAUGAAAUCAAGAAGCCUGUUAUUAGGAUUAGGGUUAGACCAUCUGGUGCAACUAGUAGAGCCGAGGUUGAAGGAAGAUCUGUGGACAGAUCUCAGGGGGUAAUGCGCCAUGAUAUGGAUCGGGGAGCAACUAGUUCGGCUUCUGUAGACGCUCCACAGAGAAUUUCCGCUGACGCUGUGAGCGCCAGCAAUCAGAAUAAUCUGGAAGAAGUGAACUCCUCACAUGAUCUCGGGUCUCGCAUGACUGCUAGCAUCGGUAGUGUAAAGCUUGCUGGUGAAGGAGAUAAUUUUGGGAAAGAAUUGCAGUGCACUGCUGAGUCAGGGAAAUACUCUGCAAGCCUUAAGCCGGGUAACCAGUUACUGUCAUUGGAGCAUAAUAUGGACCCUGAAGCACAGAAAUACGCAAGCCUUCAAACAUUGUCGUCUGGUAAAGAAAAGGAGAAGAAGAAAGACAAGGAAAAGAAAGAGAGAGAGAAGAAGAGGAAGCGGAAAGACCCUGAGUAUAUAGAGAAGAAGCGACUAAAGAAAGAGAAGAAGCAGAAGGAGAAGGAGUUGGCUAAGCUUAUGUCAAGCUCUUCAACUCUACCGACAAAGAGGACGGACCAUAUUGGUAGCAAUAGAGAGACAGCUGAGACUAAAGCAGAGGAACAGAGUGGGGUCAUAGUAGCAAAGAAGGUGGAGACAAAGCCCGAGCCAUCAUCAUCAGAAGCUCGUCCGCCUUCCAGAUUCCGAAUCAAACUAAAAAGCAAAGCAUUGAACAACACAUAAGGUAUAUUACUUAUUAGCCCCAGUCUCUGCUUUCCUUUUUUCCGUAUCUUCUCGUGUUUUUUUGCUUUCCACAUAUGAGAACUGAAACCCGAAUCUGCGAAUCUAUUAGAGUAGGAUUUACGCUCGAGUUCUUGAUACUGGUCUCAUUCUCGAUGUGUUUGGAUGAAUACCUCGUGGCUUUGUCACUCUCUCUUGCCUCUCAAUGUUGCUGGAAGCAGAUCCAUCAUUUAAGCUUCCAAAUCUCUCUCCCAAAAAUUGAUUUGCGAUGGUUUUUGUGAUAUUGGGAACGCAAUUCUUGGAUCCUUCAGACAUAUAUAUAUAUGUAUGUAUAUCCACAUGUAUAUAUGUUUGUGUAUGUGUGCGUGGAGUUCUUGAUGUGUAACUUAUUCUUUUUUCUUCAAAAAAAAAAAAAGAGAGGAGGAAUCUUGGAUUUGAGGAUGUUGAGUGUCCAUUGGUAGUUUGUCAGAAGUUCCUGGAACGAUUCUUGUUGUUAUCCUUUCACUAUGCACGCAUGUUGGUUCAUUAAUUUAUUAUUGCAAGAACCUCUUUUUAUUA
Molecule: messenger RNA, 4709 nt
Organism: Tarenaya hassleriana
Lineage: Eukaryota; Viridiplantae; Streptophyta; Magnoliopsida; Brassicales; Cleomaceae
Product: transcription initiation factor TFIID subunit 2
Exons: 25
Coding region: 21-4154 (1377 amino acids)
Biological process (GO): transcription initiation at RNA polymerase II promoter
Cellular component (GO): transcription factor TFIID complex
Molecular function (GO): metallopeptidase activity; RNA polymerase II general transcription initiation factor activity; transcription cis-regulatory region binding
Source: RefSeq, a predicted model, not a curated record